AGUGACGUUGUGGGUUGGUUUCAAUGAUCGUGUUUUGUUUCGAACUCUGUACUCUUUGAUUGGAACAUGCGGUGCAAACACGUGUAGGGGAAGCGAAGUGUACAUGUUAAAGUGUAAAUAUUUAAUAAAAAAAUUAAUGUUAGCUAGCAAAUAAAACGAUGCAUAUUGCCGGCGGAUGUGUGCAAGGGACACUGGUUGUUUUCCUUGUUUUGGCAGUGACGUCACCAUCGGCCACGCAGAACACCGUUAUUUCAGGAAACCCUCUGUCAUCCGUAACUGGGGCUGUUACUCGAGUGUCAGCUGUUGUGGGAGGCGAGGCAGAAUUACCUUGCGACUCGCGCCCGCCUCAACGAAAUGACAGUCUGCUACUCGUCGUGUGGUACAGGGACGACAACCCUGUAUACAGCUUCGACACCCGUGUGCCAGGUCCCACUGCUCAUUGGACGAACGAUGCAUUCAGUGAUCGAGCCCAAUGGCUCAGUUUACCGACAUCGUCGUUACGUCUACGGGAUGUACAGUCACGAGAUAGGGCAACCUACAGGUGUCGAGUCGACUUCCAAGUCUCCCCUACUAAGAAUUACAAAAUAUCACUCGAUGUCAUUGAGCUCCCAAGUAAGCCGGUGAUCUUUAACGAAUACGGAAAGGAGAUAUCCGGGAUUGCAGGUCCUUACAACGAAGGAGGAGGUUUCAAACUUAUUUGUUCCGUGAACGGGGGCAAUCCAACGCCAAGAGUCCAAUGGCUUCAAGGGGAUACUAUUUUGGCAACAUUAGGAACUGGUGACUUAAUGCCACCGGGCACGCCUAGAACAUUAACUUUAACCGUAAAAAACGCAACAAGAGAACACCAAUCGUCAGUGUACACUUGUGCCGCAGACAACACGUUGUUGACGUCACCACUGAAAACGACAGUCCGAGUAGAUUUGUAUUUAAGACCACUGACCGUAGAGAUAUUAUCAAGAGAGCAGCCACUAUCAGUUGGCAGGAGAACUGAAUUAUGGUGCCGAUCGACCGGUGCGAGACCUCCAGCUACUAUCUCUUGGUGGCUAGGAGGGAAGCAGUUGAAAUCUAUCACCAAGCAAAGAGAAUUAGAAGAUGGUAACGAGACACAAUCAUUGCUUCAAUGGACACCGUUAAAGGAACACAAUGGCUUAACACUCACGUGCAGAGCUGAGCACUUGAAGUUCAACAGAUCUACAAUUGAAAGCAAGCUCCUGCUUAAUGUUUACUAUGUACCAGUGGCAACAAUAAAAUUAGGAUCCAAAAUGAAUCCAAACGAUAUAGAGGAAGGUGAUGACGUGUAUUUUGAAUGUACUGUUGAUGCUAAUCCGCCUGCAUAUAAAGUAGUUUGGGAACAUAAUGGUAUCCUUCUCCAACACAAUCCAGUUGGAGGGGUUAUUCUCACUGGCAACACAAAUCUAGCUCUCCGCAAUGUAUCUCGACUGCAGGCAGGAAAAUACAGCUGUACUGCUUCCAAUGUUGAAGGAGAUGGAAAGUCAGCACCCCUACAGAUGCAAGUCGUUUAUAAACCUUUGUGUAAGAAGAGAGAAAUAAAAAUGAUCGGGGCUGCUAUUCAGGAGCCGUCGAGUGUAGUGUGCGAGGUCAACGCGUUUCCGCCACCUGAUACCUUUGAAUGGACGCUUAACAACUCGGCUGGAUCAACUAAAGUCGAUCCUGAACGAUUUACAAUCGAGGCCAACGAAGGGAGAUCGGUGUUGACUUACACGCCUGUAGCUGAUGUCGAUUAUGGAACGCUGUCUUGUAGAGCCACAAACUUAGCAGGGCAGCAGGUUGCUCCGUGUGUGUACACGUUACUGCCGGCUACUAGACCCGAUCCGCCUUCAAAUUGCACCGUCUACAAUUUAACAGAUGAUUCAAUAGAUUUGAUGUGUCUUUCAGGCUACGAAGGAGGUCUACACUGUGUGUACGUAGCCGAAGUGUGGGGAAGUGAAGGUUUAGUUGUUAAUUCGAGCAAUUCAGUGGCGUUGUGGAACCUCAGAAGAUUGGGAGCUAAGAGGCAAUUGAAGUUGAUUGUGUACGCGGCAAACGCGAGGGGCAGAUCGGAACACGUCAGUUUCAUUAUAGAAACUGCGCCGAGACUAUCGCCCAGAACGGAAGCACAAGAAGCAUGGGAGGUCAACUGGACAGUGGGAAUAGUAAUAGGCGCAGCUCUGAUAGUAGCGCUUAUAUUAUGCCUAGCUCUCAUAGCUACUAGAAUACAUCACCGAGCUAGGGACUAUGAAGUCACAUUGCCAUCUUCGAAGAAUCAAAAAACCGUUUUAGCGAAGAGGAGUUCGGCGCACUGCCCUGACGACCGGAAUCCGGACCUAAUACCACUAAGUAAAGGCUUAACGGACUGUACACCAAAUCCACCUAUGUACGCAGCGGUGCAAGUGCCAGAGCCAAAUAUAUCAACAAGCGCGCACAGUUUGCCUCGCACUCAGUCGCCGAGCACGCCAGUAUCGCCUCACGCUCAAUACACUGAUUCACAGAGUGAUUCUGGCAGAAGUAUUGUUAACGGAGCUGUUAGAUCACACAGAGAGGUGGUUACAACGAGAACUCCGCUUUUAGCAGCUCACCAAGAGAGCUGUGUUUAACAUUAAGAUAAUAGUCAGGUUAGUUUUAAUUGGAGAAAAAUCAAUCUUUUGUAAUAUACUAAUAAAGUCGUUUUUCCCUUCGACUUAUAGAAAAUAUUUUGUCAUGUCACCUAAAUAAAAAAUGAUGCGUGCGAAAGAUAAUACAUAUAUAUAAUGAUAAUUGAUGAUGAGUUUAUAUUUUUUAUUUAAUUUUACAUAAUCACUAUUUGAUUUACGAGGUUGGGUAAAAAAGUAAAUUGAAAGUAAAAGAUGAGAAAAGAAAGACUUCAUAAAAAAACAUUUAUAUUGAAAUAGUCAAAUGUCUGAUGCGGUCUCCUUGUUAGGAAUCGAUCGAUGAACGUG
Molecule: messenger RNA, 2936 nt
Organism: Diatraea saccharalis (sugarcane borer)
Lineage: Eukaryota; Metazoa; Arthropoda; Insecta; Lepidoptera; Crambidae
Source: the annotation of a GenBank genome assembly